This is a messenger RNA of Podarcis raffonei (Aeolian wall lizard), 961 nucleotides long. Its product is annotated as chymotrypsin-C-like. Lineage: Eukaryota; Metazoa; Chordata; Lepidosauria; Squamata; Lacertidae. The record is from RefSeq and is a predicted model, not a curated record. Bases 120 to 920 code for a protein of 266 amino acids. Gene Ontology annotation, biological process: proteolysis. The transcript has 8 exons. Gene Ontology annotation, molecular function: serine-type endopeptidase activity.
GCAAAGCGAUAACUUGGCAAGGUCAGAUAUAGCCUGUUAUUUAAGCCUGGUUUAGGUCAAGGCUGGUUCCCAUUAUAAAUACACUGACUUCACCCCUGGAUCACCAUCACUCGGUCACCAUGUUCAAGUUGGUCUUCAUCGCUUUGAUCCUGGGCUACGCCCACGGCUGUGGCAAAUCUGCUUAUCCACCCAACAUUUCCCGUGUUGUCGGAGGUGAGGACGCCAGACCCCAUAGCUGGCCCUGGCAGGUCUCCCUCCAGUACGACAAGAACGGCGUCUGGGCUCACACAUGUGGAGGAACCCUGAUUGAGUCCAACUGGGUCUUGACAGCUGCUCAUUGCAUCAGCUCCAGUCGGACUUACCGCGUCCUUUUGGGCAAACAAAACCUGGAAGUAGAGGAGGCCGGCUCUGUGGCUGUUGCUGUGGAAAAGUUGAUCGUCCACGAGAAGUGGAACUCCUUCUUGGUCAUCAACGACAUUGCCCUCCUCAAACUGGCCGAGCAUGUGCAGUUCAGUGACACGAUCCAGGCCUCUUGCCUCCCUGCCGCAGAUGCCGUGCUAGCCCAGGAUUACCCCUGCUACAUCACUGGAUGGGGACGACUCUGGACCAAUGGCCCCAUCUCUGACAACCUUCAGCAGGCCUUGCUUCCUGUGGUAGAUCAUCAGACUUGCACCAAAUGGGACUGGUGGGGCUCCAUGGUCAAGACCACAAUGGUGUGCGCAGGAGGCGAUGGUGUCGUUUCAGGAUGCAAUGGGGAUUCUGGAGGACCCUUGAACUGCCAAAGUAGCAGCAGCUGGGAAGUUCAUGGCAUCGUGAGCUUUGGAUCAGGGCUGGGCUGCAACACCGCUAAGAAGCCGACCGUUUUCACCCGUGUAUCUGCUUACAUUGAUUGGAUUCAGCAGAAACUGAAUGAGAACUGAAGAGCCCACACUGUGACCUUGUGGAUCAAUAUGAGAAAAUC